Molecule: messenger RNA, 2155 nt
Organism: Scomber scombrus (Atlantic mackerel)
Lineage: Eukaryota; Metazoa; Chordata; Actinopteri; Scombriformes; Scombridae
Gene: ppp2r2d
Product: protein phosphatase 2, regulatory subunit B, delta
Exons: 10
Coding region: 170-1513 (447 amino acids)
Biological process (GO): peptidyl-serine dephosphorylation
Cellular component (GO): cytosol; protein phosphatase type 2A complex
Molecular function (GO): protein binding; protein phosphatase regulator activity
Source: RefSeq, a predicted model, not a curated record
GCCAUUUUGCAAGAAAAAAAAAAUCACGGAUAAUUUCCGUUUGUCUUGACAGAUCUGGAGCCCGAGUCUUCACACUGAUUGUGGAUGCUAUCUCUUUCUCUGAGCGAGCCGCGUUUGGGUUGAUUAGGCAUUGGAAGCUGUGUACAGCAAAGAGCUGCUAAAUGAAGCAAUGGCGGGAGUUGCAGGAGGAAAUGAUUUUCAGUGGUGUUUCUCUCAAGUGAAAGGAGCGAUAGAUGAAGAUGUUGCGGAAGCUGACAUAAUCUCAACAGUUGAAUUCAACUAUUCUGGAGAACUGCUUGCAACUGGAGAUAAAGGAGGCAGAGUAGUGAUAUUUCAACAUGAACAGGAGUCUAAGAAUCGUCCACACCUGCGCGGGGAGUACAACGUCUAUAGCACUUUUCAGAGUCACGAGCCAGAAUUUGACUAUUUGAAAAGUUUAGAAAUCGAGGAAAAAAUAAAUAAAAUAAGAUGGCUACCCCAACAAAAUGCUGCUCACUUUCUACUUUCGACAAAUGAUAAAACUAUCAAAUUGUGGAAGAUAAGUGAAAGAGAUAAACGAGCAGAAGGUUACAACCUGAAAGAUGAAGAUGGACGACUCAGAGACCCCUUUAGAAUCACCUCUUUACGGGUACCAGUACUGAUGCCAAUGGAUCUCAUGGUAGAAGCAAGCCCACGGAGGAUCUUUGCAAAUGCACACACCUAUCACAUUAAUUCCAUUUCUGUAAAUAGUGAUCACGAAACGUACCUCUCCGCAGAUGACCUAAGAAUAAAUCUAUGGCACUUGGAAAUCACAGACAGAAGUUUUAAUAUUGUAGACAUCAAGCCCGCCAACAUGGAGGAACUGACAGAAGUAAUCACAGCUGCUGAGUGCCAUCCACACCAAUGCAAUGUAUUUGUGUACAGCAGUAGCAAAGGCACCAUCCGCCUGUGUGACAUGCGAGCAGCGGCACUCUGCGAUAGGCACUCAAAGUUCUUUGAGGAGCCUGAGGAUCCAAGCAGCCGAUCCUUUUUCUCUGAGAUCAUCUCCUCCAUCUCGGACGUGAAGUUCAGUCACAGCGGACGCUAUAUGAUGACACGUGACUACCUCUCCGUCAAAGUUUGGGACCUCAACAUGGAGAACAGGCCAGUGGAGACGUAUCAGGUCCAUGAAUACCUGCGCAGCAAACUGUGCUCCCUGUAUGAAAAUGACUGCAUCUUUGACAAGUUCGAGUGCUGCUGGAAUGGCAGUGACAGUGCCAUCAUGACCGGCUCCUACAACAACUUCUUCCGAAUGUUUGACCGCAACACCAGGCGGGACAUCACACUGGAGGCAUCCCGGGAGAGCAGCAAACCACGGGCUACCCUCAAACCCCGCAAAGUGUCCACCGGUGGCAAAAGGAAGAAAGAUGAAAUCAGUGUGGACAGCCUAGACUUCAACAAGAAGAUCCUCCACACUGCCUGGCACCCCAAAGAUAACGUGAUAGCUGUGGCAGCCACCAACAACUUGUACAUUUUCCAGGACAAAAUCAACUAGAAGAUUUGGGGCUCCAGAGGAUAGGGCUUUUACCGUACCUGUGUAGUUAAGCCUACUACUUGUCUAUCUGUAUAAGAAGAAACAGCCUCGUUGUCCUCCUGGUGAAGAAUUCGAAAGCACGUGUCUACUUUUUUUGCCACAGGAGGUUGAUCCAUAGGCCUGUUUUAUUUUGAGUCUGAGCUUAGGUUGUUUUUGCCUUUGGCAUCAGGGCAAUCAACAUGCCCCCCUGACCCAGAAAGCCCAAUUUGGGUCUAUUUGACGGUAUGGCACUCCCUAGAGGUCAAACUCUUGAACGUUGGUGUUUGUGUUGACAUUUUAAGCCUUCAUUUCAUGAUUUAACGACAGAACUCUUGGAAGCCCUAAAAAUGACGUCUUGUCAAAGUUGUUAACACCAUUUGAAAGAUUUUGGGCCCUCUGAAGCACGGAUUAAUGGCCAAUAAGCCUAACUGUAACAUUCCCCCAUUGGCCAUGUAUUCAGGCCAAACUACUGGUGGGUGAGGCCAUGAAUUUGGAAAGUGGACUUGUUUCUUUUCUUCCCCUCCCUCCUAUUACUUUAUCCCAGUCAAUACGGUGACAUAAUUUCACUGACUGUAUCUACUCAAGUACACCUUGUCAUCCACAUAAUAAAAGAAACUAAAACUA